AUGUUCAACCCCCGGUUCCUAGUCGUCAGUCUAGGAAACCCGCUUCCCAAGUACGAGAGCCUACACUCGGCCGGCCAUUUCGCGCUCAACGGGCUUGCUAGAGUGGUCGGCCAGCCGGCAUUUCGCGAAGUGGUGUUGGGACGGCAGGCUUGCCUGACGUCGCGCGGACCAAAGUACACGCUCGUGCAGUCGCCAACGCUCAUGAACGUCUCGGGCCCGUUCGUCGCCCGAGCUUGGCAGGAGAUGGUCAAGGACAGCAACUCGGCGGCGUCCCUCAGCCUCGUCAUCGUGCACGACGAGCUCGAACGAGAAUUGGGCGACGUGAAGCUCGUCUCAUGGGAUCGCAGCCCGCGAGGUCACAAUGGCGUCAAGAGCGUCAAGAAAUCUCUGUCGCAGGGUCGAUACCCCCUCUCGCCCUUUGCGAGGAUCGCCGUCGGCAUCGGUCGGCCGGAGCAGAGGGACGCGGCGACGGUGAGCCGGUACGUGCUCGACAAGAUCUCGGAGGAGCAACGGAGAGUGUUGGAAGAGGUCGCUCCAGCCGACGUUGCCGAGCGCUUGGUCGAGCUCGAAGCCGAAUGGAGGAGCGAGGUGCAGUCAUGA
This is a messenger RNA of Drechmeria coniospora, 600 nucleotides long. Its product is annotated as mitochondrial peptidyl-tRNA hydrolase. Gene Ontology annotation, molecular function: peptidyl-tRNA hydrolase activity. The record is from RefSeq and is a predicted model, not a curated record. NCBI's taxonomy places the organism in Eukaryota, Fungi, Ascomycota, Sordariomycetes, Hypocreales, Ophiocordycipitaceae. Bases 1 to 600 code for a protein of 199 amino acids. The transcript has a single exon.